CUCGCUGCCAGCAUGAUGACCUCGCGACCAAGUACCUACGGAACACCGGCCCAUGAAGGCGAUGGGCUUCUCUCUGCGCCGCGCCGCUCCUCUUCGUUGCGCGCGAACGUCCUCCUUGGACUCAAUGUCGCGAUCGCAGGCGCCUUGGGCCUUGUCGGCGUCUCGAUGCACAUGUCCCACGCUCGCUUUGAAGCGCUCUCGGCCAAGAUGGACGAUUUCUUGAGCCAAGCACCGACGGCCGAUCUGCACGCCGAGUACCGAUCCCAUGCUGUGGCCCCGUCCAAGUACGCCGUGAAGCACGUGACACCACGCAAGGACCAGUCCCAGCGCGGAACGUGCUGGGAUUUUGCCACCAUCGGCGUCCUCGAACAGUCGUACCGCGCCCACGGCCUUGCCCAUGGCUGGCUCGAAGAAGACGAGUACGUCUCGUUCUCGGAGCAGGCGUAUGGUAUUGCUGUCAUGGAGCUUUGCGCGGGUCCGCCGUCGUCGCCGCAGCAAGUGGCUUGUCGCGUUGCCGGCGACUCGAUGUGGAAGAAUUCGACCGAAGGCGGCGAAGUCGGCGAGCUCUACUACCUGCAGCACGGACUCACCAACGCGGUGUUUCCCCACGCGAUUUGCCCGUACAUCAAAACAGGCGGGAACGACUCGACGUGCCCGGGGCUUUCAUCCGACCGCCGUCAUGACAACCCGCUCAAGUUUAAAGUGCGCUCCAUGGAGACGUGGUACGACGACUUGACGAUCAAGGCGCGGCUGUUUGAGCAGAAAAAAGCCAUGGCGCUCUCAACGCCUGUGACGUACGUGACGCACUACUACCCGUGCAUUGGCGAGUUUGCGUCCGACCCACACUGCACCUUGGACCACUGCACCUUGUGCCCGACCGAAAUGUCGGCAACCUCGUGCUGCGUGCCGCUAAAAGGCGGGCGCAACCGCAACAUGGAAGGCGAGUUCUUCUCGCACCGCGGGAUGACGAUUGAAGGCGGCCAUGCCAUGCUCCUUGUCGGCUACAACGAUGCGUUCAUGACGCGCGAUGGGUUCACGGGUGGCUUUGUUGUCAAGAAUUCGUGGCUCGACGGCCCCACGCAAGGCAGCCAUUCGCUCCACUACUGGAUGCAAGAGCACUCGGACUGGGAAGAGCGCGUCGUUUGCCCCAACUCGUACAAUCCGUUCAACUGGUACCAAUGCGGCAACGACGCCGAGCCCGUCGUGGCGCCUGCCAACACGUCGACGUCGACGGUGACGACGGCGCCGCCCACCAAAAAAGAGGCGUUCAACCGAACCAAGGCCUUUAACGGCGGCAUUAACGCUUGUCUCUCCAAGGAGACGCUCGUGUACGCUGAAAUCAACUACCAGCCGCUGCACUUGGUGUGCAUCGACGAGCGCCAGUGCUCGAGAGCUGCGAAUGUGACGUACUUUGUGAAGAACACCACCGACUGGGGCGACCGCAUGACCAUCAUGUGCCUCUGGGAGUACAAUCCGGCCUCGGACGCGCGCGCUUUUUGCCUCAAGCCGAUGCUGGAAGUCGACAUUGCGAAAACGUUGACGCCCGUGCCCACCGAGGUGCGAUCCAACGACCCGGACCGAUGCGGGUUUUACUUUAUGCCGUACGAGUCGAUUCGCCGGUACAUUGCGCAGUUCCAAGGCUUUUAUGUCAACGCAUUUGACAUUGAGUGGCACCCGCAGUCGUAUUUGCGCCAUAAAGCCAAGUACCCGCAUCUCAACUACGACCUCCCGCGCAGUCGACGGCCUUCCAGCACGCCGACCACUUUGACGGGCCGUUCCCGUUUGCACAGGUUGUCGACUUUCCACACAACUAGUGCUUCGUUCCUUCUGCCUGCAGUCUGGACUUUGUAGUGGGCCCUUGAACAUUGA
This is a messenger RNA of Saprolegnia parasitica CBS 223.65, 1869 nucleotides long. RefSeq lists its product as hypothetical. Bases 13 to 1851 code for a protein of 612 amino acids. NCBI's taxonomy places the organism in Eukaryota, Oomycota, Saprolegniomycetes, Saprolegniales, Saprolegniaceae. The record is from RefSeq and is a predicted model, not a curated record. The transcript has 8 exons.